This is a messenger RNA of Staurois parvus, 294 nucleotides long. The record is from the annotation of a GenBank genome assembly. Lineage: Eukaryota; Metazoa; Chordata; Amphibia; Anura; Ranidae.
UGCAAAGUGGCAUCUGUGUUUUAUGUACAUUACCUGUGUUAAAUUAGCUAGUUCUUUUUCAGGGUUUGUCUUCUUCAAUAAAACCCAUAAUAAAAAAAUAUUCUCAGAGUGUCGGAGUGUUCUGGGUAUAAUCGGAGGUGUCACCAGAUUCAGGUGGGAGCUGAACCCAUAUAUCUAGCCAAGCAUCACCCAAGGGUGUGCUACAUUGAUCACUGUAUUAGUGUUUUUGGGGAUGUCAGUGACCCCAAGUAAGUACCCCCAAAUGUCAGAAUGUCCGCCGCAGUCCCGCCAUAA